AUGCACAUGAUGAUAGAAAAUAUGUUGAUUGUUUUCAAUGUAACAAUGAGAAUUUUCAUUUUACAUUUAUGUUAUGUAGGUACUGAAAUAUGGAAUGAGGAGCUACUUUUAAAAGAAAACUUCAUAAAUGGAUCACCUAACCUAUGUCAAAAUGGUAGACAUCAAUCACCGAUUAAUAUUAUGACCAAAAAUCUUGUUUAUGAUCAUUCACUAUCCGCAAUGGAGAUAGAAGGAUUAGAAAAGCAACUUGAACUAAUCAUUGAAAAUUGUGGAUACGAUAUACGUAUAAGUUUAACUAAUGAAUUUGUACAAUUAAAUGGUGGUCCAUCCUCAUAUGCUUAUCGAAUUUCUUUUAUGCAAAUUAAAUUUGGAUCAGCAUCAACUCAAGGAUCAGAGCAUACAAUAGAUGGUAAAGCAUUUCCAGGUGAAUUGCAGAUUUAUUCAUUCAACAAUGAAUUAUACAAUAAUUUAUCUGAGGCAUUUUAUCGUCCGAAUGGUAUACUUGCUAUCAGUGUUUUCUUUAAAAUUGGAAAUGCAACGAAUAAGGACCUUUUAGGAGUUGUAGCUGCAGCCGAACAAACAAUAUUUAAAGGUGAAACAUUCCAGCUAAAAGGUCUUGAACUGCGCUCAUUACUAACAUCAACACAUGAGUUUAUGACAUAUGAAGGAUCAUUGCCAUUUCCUCCAUGCCAUGAAACAGUUACCUGGAUCAUAUUGAAUCAUCCUAUAAUGAUUACUGAAACUGAAUUAAAAACUCUUCGGAGAUUACGAGUUGCCGAUACAUUAUGGUCAGGAUCGAUGGCUGACAAUUUUCGACCAACUCAAGCUAUUAAUAACCGUUCAGUUCGGACGAAUAUCAAUUUUCGUAGUUCGAUAUAUAGGUAGACCAAAACGCACUGUUCCAUAAACCUUAGCAUUUAACUCUUGAUUCUACGUUGUCUGAAGAAUGGUAUAUGAGCAAUUUGAGUCAAAAAACAUCCCAAAAUGAUAAUAAACUGUGUUUCUGAAGUUACUUCAACGGCACUAUAGCAAACAAAUUGGCUGGCGAGUCAGAGUUCAGUUAGCACAGAGACCUAAUGUUUUAAUUUCAAAUUAACUGAAUUUUCGCCCAAAGACCUGUGGAAUUGUCAUGCUUUUUGCAUUCAUUACUUAUGUUUGUAUUUCUAGACAGUCUAGGACCUUAUCAUAUUUUAUAUCGUCCACUUUGACUGAAGUACUGUUACUGUUUUCCUGCAUUAUCGCUGACAAAUUAUCUAUCCAUACUGUUUUCAGCACCAAUCUUAUAAUGAUUUCCCGGAAUACAUGUUUAUGAACUACAGCCAGGUAAACAUGAGAUAGUGAUAGAUUAGUAUUUAUAAACAGGUAAAGAAUCUCUCUCAAAAUAUUCAUCUUAUUUUUUAACAUUUUUGUAUUCCACAUGUCUCUUGGAAAUCAAUAAAAGUAUGUAG
Messenger RNA from Schistosoma curassoni, 1448 nucleotides. NCBI's taxonomy places the organism in Eukaryota, Metazoa, Platyhelminthes, Trematoda, Strigeidida, Schistosomatidae. The record is from the annotation of a GenBank genome assembly.